UCCCUUCCAGGAACAAGAGCAGCACCUGCAGCGCAGGUCUCAGUGUCCCCAGCAAGGAGGAAGAGGGGGACACCGAACACCGACAACCCCUGGACAGGGAGGAGGGGGACACCGUGCAUCCCGGGACAGGGUUCUUUUACAACUCAAAGAAAUGGCUUAACCCGACAUGCAUGAGCCUCUACCCCGCUGUGCCGCACUUUCCUUUAAACUUUUCAAGUCUGGCAGGCAAUGUCACAGCAUGAGCUGCAGAGGAAUGGAGGUCACCACUGCCAAGUCACCUCAUGGUCUAACAUGAAUAAAGAGUUACCAGAAAACAUCAGGAACUUGGGUUUUGUUGAGGUCCACGACAUCGGUGCUGAGGGUGAUAUUCAUAGUCUUGGCAAAUCGAGCCGCAAGAAUUCUCAGCCGUUUCCCUUCACGGAUUUCAGCAGCGGUCAGUUUACCUCAGCCAUUGAGAGCAACAGUGUGACGUCUUUGGACUCUGGUAUUCCAACGCUUGAGAUCGGCAACCCGGAGACUGUCCAUUGUGGGAUCAGAUCGAACUGUCUAAAUGGUGCUGCUGGAGAGGACCGGGUCUUUCAGAGCUCUAAGAGCAUUCCUGGUGGCGGCGGCGGUACUCCAUCUCUAAGGAACUCUGAAAGUGACCAUGUUAUCUGGAAAUCCUCUACCUUUCCCAGAUCGGGAUAUGACACGGCAAAACUCUACAGCCCGACCUCUCUUAACAGGAGCGAUGACAUCUCUGACUGUAGCGUCUCCAGCCUCAGCACUGACUUUUCCACCACAUUAUCUGUGAGCAAUGAGGACAUUGUGGACUACUUGGUGACAAGCCACUCGAGCGCAAUCGUCAACUUGGAGAAUGAUGAAACCCAUUUUUCAGAUGUGACCCUGAGCUCUACAAAAGACGCCACUGAUCCCAAGGGAUUCGCACAGGAGGCAGAACCUGACAGCAAGAUAAAAAUACUUAGUAACUUCUUUAACCGAAAUAUAUUUUCCAGAAGAAAAAGCAUCCAGACGGAAAAAACAAACGACCUUGGCUGGAAGAUUUUUGGUAAAGUCCCUCCUCGUGACACCCAGCAGAGCAAUCCAAGCAAAGUACAAAAGGAAUAUGAAGAGAAAGGACGAGCUUCAAAGUCUCCUUCUCCGAAGCAGAAUGUGAGGAAAAGCUUGGUGUUUGAGCCACUGUCCACCACAGCUCUGAUACUGGAAGACCGGCCAGCAAACCUUCCAGCCAAACCAGCAGAGGAAGCCCAGAAGCACCGACAGGAGUAUGAGGAGAUGGUGGCCCAAGCCAAAAGACGAGAAUUCAAAGAGGCCCAGAGGAGGAAGAAACAACUGCAAGAGCGAUGCAAGCUGGAAGAGAGUAUUGGAAGUGCAGCUUUAACAUGGAACACGGAAAUUUUACCCAACUGGGAAACCAUGUGCUCUUCCCGGAAAGUUCGAGAAAUGUGGUGGCAGGGAAUACCACCCAGUGUCAGAGGGAGAGUCUGGAGUCUGGCAAUUGGCAAUGAGUUAAACAUUACCCAUGAGCUGUAUGAUAUUUGCUUAUCUCGGGCCAGAGACCGAUGGAAAUUCCUGAGCAUGGGGGGCUCUGAAGUGGAGAAUGAAGACUCAGGUUUGUCUGCAGCUGACCGCGAAGCCAGCUUGGAGCUCAUAAAACUGGAUAUUUCUCGGACGUUCCCAAAUCUUUGCAUUUUCCAGAAGGGUGGUCCUUACCAUGACAUGCUGCACAGUAUUUUAGGCGCCUACACUUGUUACAGACCCGAUGUCGGUUAUGUACAGGGCAUGUCUUUUAUAGCUGCUGUUUUGAUCCUGAACCUAGAUACUGCUGAUGCCUUUAUCGCUUUCGCAAACCUCCUAAAUAAACCCUGUCAGAUGGCAUUUUUCAGAGUGGACCAUGGCCUUAUGUUGACCUACUUUGCAGCAUUUGAAGUAUUUUUUGAAGAAAAUUUGCCUAGGUUAUUUGCGCACUUCAAGAAAAACAAUCUGACGCCAGAUCUCUACCUAAUAGACUGGAUUUUUACCCUGUACAGUAAGUCUCUACAACUGGAUUUAGCGUGCCGAGUGUGGGAUGUUUUCUGCCGGGACGGAGAAGAGUUUCUGUUCAGGACUGCACUGGGAAUACUGAAACUAUUUGAAGACAUUUUGACAAGGAUGGACUUCAUUCUUAUUGCCCAGUUUCUAACCAAACUCCCGGAGGACUUGACCCCCGAUGACCUGUUCGCCUCUAUCGCCUCAAUUCAGAUGCAGAGCCGCAAUAAGAAAUGGUCACAGAUUCUGUCGGCAUUGCAGAAAGAUAAUCGUGAUAUGGAGAACAGAAGUCCCGCACUCAAGCGCUAAACAUAAUCUCAGGAUGGAGAAGUGUUUUCAGAAAUAUGGUGGAUUUUGUUUUCAAUGGGAAGAUAACAAUUCCAUUUCAGGACUGUAUAAUACACUGGAAUUGGCCUUAAUAUGUUACUGGUUACCUGCAUACUGAAGAGGCAGCUGAGCACUGGUUCAUAAACAUGCAGGCUAUCAACCAGCUAGGGACUAAUCACUAGAUUCUAGUCAGCUGAUAGGCGAGUAUUGAUUUGUAACGAGCAUGACGGGUACAUGCUGACCAACUAUUUUCCAUAAAUAUUCCAUGAGCUUUCUAGAAGGACCAUGGUUGGCAAAUAUUGCCUUGAAUCCAUGAAGCCACACUUCAGCUUUUUUAUAGUCAUGUAAAUGGGUAUGUGUGUGAUUUAUUUUUCUCUUUUCUGCUGUAGAACAAAUGGGCAUGAUAAGAAUUUUGCACAUGGACCAUGACUUUUAGUAGGGCAGCUAAUGAAUUAAAGGGUUAGGCAGCCCAAAGCUAAUAUUUCAGUUUUGGGUGGAUGCCGAUUGGCUCUGAACUCUUACUCUGACCUGGCAUUCAGUGUCGGCCCACAAGUCAUCCGAUUGUUUUUUUCCUUUAUUUGACUUCAUAUGGAAAGUCUAAAGAGACUGGAUCUCCCUGCUUGAAUUUGCAGUGCUUGCGGCAAAGAUCAGAGCAUGGAACAGCAGGGACAGAAAACAAAUGAGGUCAGCCUGCUGACAUCCAUGUUGGCUUUGGUUGUACUGACCCUCUAAAGGAAAACUGUAGCUUUUUUUUAUGAGAAAUCAUUUUGUGACAAUAAAGCAUUUUCUAUAUGG
This is a messenger RNA of Rana temporaria (common frog), 3150 nucleotides long. It is a transcript of the gene TBC1D14, whose product is annotated as TBC1 domain family member 14. Bases 229 to 2337 code for a protein of 702 amino acids. The record is from RefSeq and is a predicted model, not a curated record. The transcript is spliced from 15 exons. NCBI's taxonomy places the organism in Eukaryota, Metazoa, Chordata, Amphibia, Anura, Ranidae.